GACAGCUUUCGAGCGAACUGGUGUUACGCCACCUAUGCCAGCAGGUACGCGAACAUUCCAGCUAUCCAACAGCGCCUGGAACACAAGCAAUGGGUUCGGCAGUUGCCCGACGGUGCGAACAUUUUGUGCUGCCCAGAAGAUAUACGCUGCGUGAAGUGCACCCCGCAGUCCAGCACGUUGUGCCCGCGGUGUCGCGUCCCGCUCUGUCGCACUUGCCUGAUGCGCAUGACUCAACGACGACUACCUGGCGUGCCACAGGCGUUGACGAACGACAACUGGCUGGGAUACCCAACAGAGCUGCUGUAUCGGCGUCGGGUUCGCUGGGUCGAGGCUGCGGCCGCCUGUCCCGUGUGGACCUCAGUCGUGUGUUUCUACCUUGAACAAGACCGGGGACACUUGUUGGAAGAAGACAUCCACAAGGCAGAGCACCGCGUAGCCAUCCGAGGCAACGUCAGUUCCUUCAGCAUGCCGUGGGAAGACAUCAUUGCGACCUUGGACCCAACCCAGCAAGGCCAUCGGACGUGGGAGUCCUUGCCACAUUCGCCCGCUACACUGCAAGCACUUGUGAAGAUUACGGUUAAGGGCAUGCGAUAUAAUGAAGCACUGGAGUGGGUAUCGGGAGCCAAAAUUCGACCUUGGGUAGUUAUCGCUCUCUUGCAACACUUGGUGGAGUUAGGGCACCCCAUGUGUCAAGACAGAGACAACCCCGACCAAGAAAAAGUGCGGAUCGCAGAGAGAGUGAAAACCGUGUAUGGAAGACAUGAAACCUGUCCAUUGCUCGACCCAGCCACUUUGGACCGCACGAAUUCCAGCACAGAUCCGCCCAGAGCUACACAGACUGAGGUGACUGCAACCGCAGCAGAGCGUCGCUCGGCCCCCGCGGCGACAGCCGGCAGUGUCGCCGUCACGCUCUCCGCCACAGAGCGUCGCUCAGGUGCGAAAAAGAGGGCCCAUGCAGAGCCCCUGGAUGCGGUCCUCCCAGAAGAACCUUUUGCGCCCCAAGUGCCAUCCAAGCAUGCCACACCCGAGCUCAACAUAAGUUGCAACUUAGAGGGAGAAGCCUUUAGUGGUAAAAUGAGACCCUCUGUGUUGAGUGCAGAUUAUGCUAGCACAGACGUAGGGGAUCCAGAGGUUGCCCUUGUCAACAACCUCGCCACCACCACCCAUGAGCACAAUGCACUAUCCUUGAAACUGUCACGCUAUCGCGCAGCAGACCCGGGCCGCAGCGCCUGCCCGGAAAGCUUCAAUCCACCUGUGUGGGAAAGCCAUGGAACUGAGAUUGAAAUCCCAGGAUAUGACAUCCGUCGAGAAAUUACGGCUCGAGAUCCUUGGGCUGUAGUCCUGAGUUUCCAAACCAUGGCGCGUUUCAUUUUUGCACAGCUGCUCGGCAUCCGCAUGUGCUUUCGUUGCCCCACUUGUGAUUGUCGAGAUCCACAAGGUUACAGCACACAUCCCACUGGCGGGGUUUUGGGGUUCGUCCGCGCCAUUUGUGGCGCCAUCGAGUAUCAGGCUAAUGCAACACCCCAUUUCCAUUGUAAUGUGUAUGCAGAAAGCAUUUGGCAGGAACCAUUGAGCUGCCUGCUCCAAAAAAUCCAAGACAAGCACGUCGACUUUGGAGCGUUGCAGCACUUCCACGAAUGGAUUCACACCGAACAGCAUCCCUAUCCAGUCGACCACGUGGAGCAAGCAUCCUACUUCGAAAGAGAAUGGCAAGACAACUUCAGCAAAGCUACUCACAAUCCUUUGGGCCAGUGGCCAGGUUUCCUUCGAACCGCAACUGCCGAAAGUCCUUGGCUAGAGACUCGCUCGCCGGAAGCAGUGACACAGGAAGCCCGAUGUUUCAUCCACGCUUACAAGAAAGUGCGCACAAAGGGGCGUCGCAAUGCCUUGGGGUUAUGGUUGGGGGCUCGAGGGGACGCCUGGUUGUCUGGGACCAUGACCGCCUUUUCCGUGUGGCUUUUCGGAAACUCCCACACCGCCGUGAACUAUCGGGUACCACUUUGUCCAGCGACACAUGACCCCGAGUGUCAACGGAACUGCCUCCAGCAGGCCACCGCGGGAAAGCUGCAACGGUUGAUGCAGCAGGCGGCGCGACGAGCCACCCGCUACUUUACGGGGUACCUGCAAAAGCCACAACCAGUCGGACGGAAAGAACUCCAGCAAGCCGCCAAAGAACUGCAUUUCCUCCACACUAAUGCUGGCAAAGAUCCGACCGGGGCACACUAUCGCAAGGUGGCCAGUCGCGUGUUUGGCGACCUCGAAUUUCGAUGUUCCGUCCGACCAAUCACCGAAGAGUUCAUGUUAGCCGGUUUCGGUGACGGCCAAGAUCCCACAGCUGCCGAGUGUAUCCGCUCUUUCCCGGUCGUGCCGUUCGUCGGCGCAGAGUGGCUGACCUACCUCGACGGACGCAACGAAAUUCGCUACAAGGUGAAACCAGCCGGAUACACGACCACUGAGAUUAAGCUGUCAACAGUUUACGGAUGGCGUGGACAAGAUACCCGUGUGUAUUAUCUGUCACCCUGGGAAUUUGUAAAAUGGUGGACCUUGAAAAAACUGCGGCCGCCACCCAACGAAGGGCCUGUCCCCUCUGAGUGCUUAAGCGAGUGGAUGCCACACCAUGACCCCACAUCCAUACCCGAAGAUGGGUGGCAGUUUGGACGCGACUACUGCUGGAAAGAACAACUACCGACUUCUCAAGCAGAAACGAUCCUGCGGCUGCCAGAACACCCAUUGCUCGCUGCUGCAGCAGAGUACUAUCUAGAACGACAUUCCGAAGCCUUAGUUCCCUAUCCAACGGUCUGCCCACUGCCUCGUCCGGACAUGUCGAAAGAGGACCAGGCACGACUACUGAAUGUGUAUCUCCGCCCUUGGACUUUGGACGCCAAUGCCGUGAGCUUGCGUGUGCCACACAUAACAGCUUUGGAUCUGUCCUUUGAAGCUCGAACCGCCAAUAGGCAGCGCGUCGCGCCACUCCGCAGUUUGCAGCAGGCGGAGACAGGGCCCGUGCCCACGCCCGAACAGAGCCAGUUCCUGCAGGCCAUCAUAAACCGCUGCUUAACAGAAACCACCGAAGAACAGACCCAGCGGAUCGGCAAGAGUGAACCCUGGAGAGGAAUUUGCCAUGGUGUCCCCGGCGCAGGCAAGAGUCAAACCUUGAAAUGGCUCCGACGAUUCUUUGAGGACCUCUGCGGGUGGCACCACCAGACGGAAUUCGUCUAUCUAGCCCCUCAAAAUACCCAGGCCGCGCUAAUUCAGGGCAUGACGCUCCAUGCGUUCGCGAACAUCCGCAUCAAAGCCAAAGGCCAUGGCGGCGAACGAGAGCGAGGGCCCGACCACUUCGUCCAGUACCAACGGUUGCGUUGGCUCGUGCUCGACGAAAUUUCCACAGUCGGCCUCGAAGUCCUAGCCACCCUCGAAAAAAAGGUCGCCCAAGCCACCCGAACCAAAGGCACUUGGAAGAACAACGGCAAGGGCGAGGCGCGACCGUUCGGCGGCCUCAACCUCAUCCUGACAGGCGAUCUCUGGCAGUUUCCACCUGUAAAAGCCACCGCCAUUUUCCAAAACCCCUUCGCCGGGGGCGCUUCCUGCCAGGUGGCCGCGCUCCAAAAGGUUUUGUGGUCACGGACUGAAUCCGGUCUCCACGCACUCUUCGAGUUGACCACCGAGCAACGUUGCGUGGACCCCUGGCUAAGCCUAGUCUUGAGACAAGCACGCCACGGCGCCAUGUCGCAGGAUGUAUGGUGCUUUCUCCAUGGGUUUCCGACCCGGUACCCAGGUGCGUGGGACUUCGACGCCAAAGUUUGCCUCUGCGGCACGGCUGCCUGCCAGACCCUCCCCCUUGCAUGGGCAACAGCUCCACAUUCACCCUGGGAAGCUCGCUUAGAACAAGAAUGUCCCCAGUGCCGAAUCGAAAGACGACGCAGGUGCCUGCUAG
Messenger RNA from Durusdinium trenchii, 3934 nucleotides. The record is from the annotation of a GenBank genome assembly. Lineage: Eukaryota; Dinophyceae; Suessiales; Symbiodiniaceae.